GAACCAGCGUCACACUUGAGUGUACGAUUUCACCAACGGCUUGUCCUUACUAAGGUAUAUUGGAACAAAGGAGGACAACAAGUCUACAGCUACAGCCAACAAGGGAACUCCAAAUACUCUGGAUCAAGCUAUUGGGACCCAUCACUUACCAUACGUAAUACCGUGGUUGAAGACACCGGUAACUACACAUGUAGAGGGCUUAAAUCACAGUAUGACGUCUCUAGUCCCCCGCUGAGCCUGACUAGUUCUCCAAUCACACUGACAGUAUAUAAACCAUUCACCGUGUCUAUCCAACCCGAUAGUAGCGAUAUCACGAUAGAGGAAGGACAUCGCCCACAACCAAGAACUUGUACAUCAGAUGACUGUUCCGACGAUUGUGAGAGGGAGUGGACAUUACCGAACGGUGUAAAGAAGAGGUCGAAUAUCUUCACAAAGCCGAUCACUAAGGACGAAGCUGGAACAUACACGUGUACAGUUAGGUCUAGGACCCAGACACAAUCCAAGUCGUUCUACGUUACCGUAAACUAUGGUCCGAAGUCUAUUUCACUGUCCCCACCCAAUAACAGGACUAUUCAGGAAAGACACUGGAUAUCUCAAGUGACGUGCCUGGCAGAAUGUUCCCCUGCCUGUUCUUUUGUCUGGACAGGACCAAAAAUUGGCAAAUAUGGACAGAGUGGGGCGUAUUUAAAGCUUGGAUAUUCAAACAAGAGAGACCGUGGUAUCUAUAGUUGUAUGGCGUACAAUGACUUUGGCAACAUAUCCAGCUCUCUGUGGAUCGAUGUGAACUACGGGCCAAGUACGAUAGAUUUGGAACCUUCUACGCUGUCAUACAGGGAGCUGGAGGGGUCCGUGUUGGAGGACAUUACCUGUACUGCUGACUGUAAUCCUCCGUGUCAUUUCACCUGGACUAGGGACAACAUUGACGUCAGUAAUGACAACACACUAUCUCUCGGUAGCUUGGAUAGCAGCAAAGAUGGCACAUAUCAAUGUGCGGCGCGGGGCGGAAACAGAAGAAUUGACAAAACAAUCAGCGUAAUAACUUUGU
Messenger RNA from Pecten maximus, 1045 nucleotides. RefSeq names its product pregnancy-specific beta-1-glycoprotein 6-like. NCBI's taxonomy places the organism in Eukaryota, Metazoa, Mollusca, Bivalvia, Pectinida, Pectinidae. The annotation marks the transcript as partial. The record is from RefSeq and is a predicted model, not a curated record. The transcript is spliced from 4 exons.